CUAUAUCCAGCUACAAUCCCUCAAUUCGAUUCAUCUCCACUUUACACUGAUUAUAUUUCAAGUUUAUACAGCAUAUAUGAAGCAUUGGGAGAUGAAAGAUAUUACUCAGUCGCAACAAUAGGGUUGAUUAAAAAGAAUGCUCAGAAAGAGCAAACAGAGGUGUUGAAUAAGGCAAUGUCAUUAACUAUAAAAGAAUUAGAACUAUACAUUGAACGCAAACAAGAUCAAGAAGAUUCAGACGCUAGUAUCUUUGAAUUAGAGGAAUGUUUAUUUAUAUUGAACUGUUUGAAAGCUGUUUAUUUUGCGGAAGAUUAUGAAGUCCCAACAUUAUUAUCCAAUUGGGUCAAUAGAGCUGACCCUCAACCAAGUUUGGAAUUAAGUGAAUCCAUAAUGAACUCUGCUAAACCUUAUGAACAUCCAUUUUUCUGGAAAUUUGUUAACCAAUUAGUUCUCAGAGGUUUAUAUCAAAAUGCAUCAGAAGCUAUCAAAAGUUCAAAUUAUCAAGACUUGUCCAAAACGGAUAUAAAUCUAUUCAACCUCUUUACUGAUGCUGAAAAUUUAUUAAGAAAUUACCCAAAUCAAGCAAGUCCUGAUAUUUUCAAACAAUGGAAAAAAGCUGCAGCUACUGCUGCUUCUAAUGCCUCAAUAAGGAACUCUAAUAACACAGAACUAACUAAAAGCAUCAAGACCCUUUUCAGCAUAUUGGCAGGUAAUAAAUCAGCUAUUUUGGAUAGUUCAGACACUUGGUAUGAAGCAUUAGUUGGGUUGAUUUAUUAUCAUAUUCCAUCUGCUGAGUUAUUGAAUGAAUAUUUCCAAGAUGUGUUACAACAUCAUCAACCAGAUAGAACUGUUGUUUGGGAAGUGGCAAGUGUUGAUAUCUUUGAAGGUAAUUUCCUCCAAGUAUUAAGAUCUUUAAGUUCUUUCAAUACAGCUACAGCUGCUUACGUCUCUGCAUUAUGUGAAGCUAAAGGUUUAUUAAGAGGUUAUUCAUUAGAUGAAGAUGAAAAUGGUAAAAUCUCGUCAACAUUUGCAUCAUUAUUAGAUCAAGAUUUAUUUUCAACAAGGAAUGUUUCUGAAUUCUUGUUACAUGGACAUGCUCUAGAUUGUUUAGCUGUGGAGGCAUUAAUCCCUGUGGGGAUUGGUCUUUUAGCAUUAUCAAGAAAUCCAACAGCAAGAAGUGUUAUUGCUGAAUAUGUACCAAAAUAUAAUUUCAAAACAAAUGAUGAUAUUGAAUGGGCUUUAACUAUAUGUGCUAGUUUGAAACUACCACAAAUUGCACACGUUAUAUUCAGAAUUGCUGCACAAAGAUCAUUAAGUAAUGGAUUAUUAUUAGAAGCCCUAACAUUAUUUGCACGUGCUGGUGAGAUUGAGUUUGUUAAACAUCAUUGUUGGUUAAUUUUUGAAAGUUCUUUAAUCCGUGGUGAACCUAUUGAUGAUAUUAUUAUAAAUGCAGUUGUUGAUGAUUCAAUCGUGAUACAAGAUAUUGAUCCUGAAACUUUAAAACUUUCACCUGUUUUACGUCAACUAUUAGCACCAUAUGCUAUUUUGUACCAGUUUUGGAAAUUAAAGAAAGAAGGUUCGUUAAAUUUGGCAUUGAAUAGAUUAAUAUCAUUGUUGAAAUUCCCACAUUUACCUCCAAGAUUAUUUGGUUUAUUAAUUUCCCAAAUUUUACCAUUUAUAAUCUUUUUAACGCCUCCAAAAGUUUUAUCCAAAAAUGAGUUAUUAACAGUUGUCAAGAUUUUAGAUGAAUUUGAUGAACAA
Messenger RNA from Hansenula anomala, 1761 nucleotides. RefSeq names its product Nup85p (gene NUP85). Gene Ontology annotation, biological process: mRNA export from nucleus; positive regulation of DNA-templated transcription; protein import into nucleus. Gene Ontology annotation, cellular component: nuclear pore outer ring. The record is from RefSeq and is a predicted model, not a curated record. Gene Ontology annotation, molecular function: structural constituent of nuclear pore. The transcript has a single exon. The annotation marks the transcript as partial. Lineage: Eukaryota; Fungi; Ascomycota; Saccharomycetes; Phaffomycetales; Wickerhamomycetaceae.